AAACCACUUUUCUAAGAAAAAACCCCGAAAUUCCUUUCUUUUACUCCCCAAAAUUCCCCCUUUUCAGCUAGGAUUUCACAAACCCAUCAUCGCUGCUGCUCACCAUGCCGAACGGAGAGGAGGACUCACGACGAGCCACAAGGUGGAUCCGGUAAGACUCUCUUCUCCUCUCUUUUUUUUUUAUUUUUAUUUUUGCCUACUUUCGUUUAAUAGAUUUGUAAACAAAAAUAAAAAGAAAUAAAAAAGAAACUAAAGAACAAAAUGAAAACCAAGAGAAUACGAUCGAAAAUCAACCUUUUUUUUUUUUUUUUAUUUCAAAAAUCCUCGGUACAAGAAUGGGGAUCCUUCCUUUUACAAUUUCUUUCGACCUCUAUUUUUAGCCAAAAAAAUCAGAUAGAAUCCAAAAAAAUCCCCCUCCCCCGUUUUAAUGAACAUAAGGCUUUUAUAUAGCCCAAAAUCCAAAGAAAAAAAAUACAAAUAAUUUCAUUUUUUGGUGUUUUUCUUUGCUGUCCUUUUUUGUCUUCUUUUGCAGGCAUAGAGUGGUGGAGGCAAGUGGGUGUGCUGGUGGCAGACAACUGGUAGUGGCGGGCCAAGGUGGGGCGGCGGCUAAGGACAAUGAAACCAGCCUAAGGUACAUUGGCAUGGAUUUUUGUUAGAUGUAAGAGCCACACAAACAUGCAAUGUGAACCACCAAGUUUGAGAUUUUUGCUCCCAAUAAGCACAACAAGUGGAGGCAAAGGGGCUUUGAUAUCAGAUUCUGGUUGCCACAUGGCAAAGCACUAGCCAAUUGGGCAUCCACUCUCCUAUCCAUUAUGAUAAACCCCCCGGGAUACAUUUAACAGAUUUCAAUAUCCUUGUCUGCCACAAAAACCCCCUCAAUUCCCCCACCUCAUUGUAGGCAAAAUGGCCACUGUUUGUGCUUCUUCUGCCGUUACAGCCGUUGCCAUCUCAUCCCCCAGUUCCCAGAGGAGUGGAUCAGUAGUGAGGACAACAAAGGCUUCUUUCCUUACAGGGAAGAAACUUCGAUCAGUCAAAAAGUACACAAAACCAGCAGCAGUCCGAACCGUUCCGGUGUGUGCAGUGGCUGACCCCGACCGACCUCUUUGGUUCCCAGGCAGUACUCCUCCUCCAUGGCUCGAUGGCAGCCUCCCUGGAGACUUCGGUUUUGAUCCUCUAGGCCUUGGAUCAGACCCUGAGACCUUGAGAUGGAACGUACAGGCAGAGCUCGUCCAUUGCAGAUGGGCAAUGUUAGGAGCCGCUGGGAUUUUCAUCCCAGAGUUCCUAACCAAAAUUGGCAUUUUAAACACUCCAUCAUGGUACUCUGCUGGAACCGAGGAAUACUUCACUGACACCACCACCCUCUUCAUCGUUGAGCUUAUUUUCAUCGGGUGGGCAGAAGGGAGAAGAUGGGCUGACAUUCUCAAGCCUGGGUGCGUAAACACUGACCCCAUCUUCCCUAACAACAAGCUCACGGGCACCGAUGUUGGGUACCCUGGUGGGCUGUGGUUCGACCCUCUAGGUUGGGGAACUGGUUCCCCUGAGAAGAUCAAGGAGUUGAGGACUAAAGAGAUCAAGAAUGGUCGAUUGGCUAUGUUGGCGGUAAUGGGUGCUUGGUUCCAACACAUCUAUACUGGCACUGGACCCAUUGACAACCUUUUCGACCACCUCGCCGAUCCUGGUCACGCCACCAUUUUUGCUGCUUUCACUCCCAAGUGAGACACAAUUAAGAGACAACCUUUAAGAGCGAUUAAAAUGUUGGGAUGACAACGAUGAUCAUACCAUUCCUUACGUCGGAAGAAGAGCGGAAGACUUGUAAUGUUGUGGGGGAAUGUUUGUAUUAGUAGAAACUGUAAUGCCUCUUUUUGUAUUGUAGAUGUUAUAGUGAUGAACAAAUAUUUGUGUGGAAUUAGAUGCAAUGAAUUUUAUUUAUUCAGGUUUAUAAACAUUUAUGAA
Gossypium arboreum is the source of this 1953-nucleotide messenger RNA. Its product is annotated as chlorophyll a-b binding protein 7, chloroplastic-like. NCBI's taxonomy places the organism in Eukaryota, Viridiplantae, Streptophyta, Magnoliopsida, Malvales, Malvaceae. Gene Ontology annotation, biological process: photosynthesis, light harvesting in photosystem I; response to light stimulus. Gene Ontology annotation, cellular component: membrane. The transcript has 5 exons. Bases 904 to 1716 code for a protein of 270 amino acids. The record is from RefSeq and is a predicted model, not a curated record.